This is a messenger RNA of Argiope bruennichi, 1062 nucleotides long. RefSeq names its product transcription factor elt-1-like. The record is from RefSeq and is a predicted model, not a curated record. Gene Ontology annotation, molecular function: sequence-specific DNA binding; zinc ion binding. The coding region runs from base 192 to 845 and encodes 217 amino acids. Gene Ontology annotation, biological process: regulation of transcription by RNA polymerase II; spermatogenesis; oocyte development. Lineage: Eukaryota; Metazoa; Arthropoda; Arachnida; Araneae; Araneidae. The transcript is spliced from 5 exons. Gene Ontology annotation, cellular component: nucleus.
UGGCUUCAAAUAUUGUCUCCAACUGAAGGUUAAAAACAACGCAGUUGAUGCAUUGUGCCAGAAUCGGAAAAGUAUACUUAGUUGUUUUGAAGACUCAUUGAUCGAAGAUCAAUGACUUAUUUAUGGACAUGACAGUUUUUACCUUGCAUUUAUGAUAAAAGAUACUUUCGAAUGAGCUUUCUGUCUCCAGAAUGAACUGCAUAAGUGCUCUUUUGAAAUAUGCAGAUAUCAGUUCAUCCGAACAGGUUUCGAAUCCCAGUGACGCAUUAAGGACGUCAUUGUACAAUUUCACAAAUGAAGAAAACGGCGAAUCACAAUCCGGAUCGUCCCUCAAUGAUUCGGGCAUUGAUUUAUCCUAUGAUUCUUUAAACUCGUCACUCAACGAGGGUGAGAAGAAUGUGACUGGAUGCAGGAAAAGGAAAAAUUUUGUUCCAUGUCGCUCAUCCCCUCUGAAUGAUCCGAAUUUCCGUGGUGUUACGAUUACGAUGCAUAAUCGAUUAGUUAAUUCGGAAUGGAAACUCAUCAUACGUUCUAAAUUCACAUUAUCGCCAAGAAAAAAGAGAAAAAUUAGGAAUUACGCGGAAAGUUCAGAUGAAGAAGACGUAAGCAAUUCCAGUUAUUCAACUGUAAUCGAAGAGAAACAUUGCGCCUCUUGCAGCGCUAAGAAAACGCCACUGUGGAGGGACGCAGAAGAUGGUACACCACUUUGUAAUGCAUGUGGAAUCAGAUACAAAAAAUACAAAUUGCGAUGUGGGACAUGUUGGCAUAUACCUAAGAAGGAUGAAUUCCAUCCCACCUGCCAGUACUGUGGAUCCUUUUACGAAUAUGUGUAUCCAAGACGUUAAACGGAUUUUGAAUCAAACUAGAAUGAAUUAUUACAAGAAAAAUCGAAACUAAUGCAUCUAUUUUUGGAUCAAGAAUAAGAGCUGGGCGUUCAAAAGACGUUAUUUUGUGAUAAGUUUGUUCUUGUUAAAUUUUAUUUCAAAAAUAUGUUCAAAAGGAAUGUAAUUCGGGUUGAAAUAUUAUUUGUAAAUUUUAUUUCGAGCUCAAGAGCUACGAUGU